Dentiscutata erythropus is the source of this 168-nucleotide messenger RNA. Lineage: Eukaryota; Fungi; Glomeromycota; Glomeromycetes; Diversisporales; Gigasporaceae. The record is from the annotation of a GenBank genome assembly.
AUGAAAUUCAACAUUGCCACCGUAUCUUUAAUUCUCCUCGCUGCCAGCUCUUUGGCUGUUCCAACUCCAAAUGACGCCAAGGAUUUAGAUUUGGCUCUUGAAAAGCGUUCUUCUGGUAAAUACUACGAAGAAGGAAAGGCAAAAGAAACCGAUUCGAAAGCGAAAAAG